Brugia pahangi is the source of this 627-nucleotide messenger RNA. The record is from the annotation of a GenBank genome assembly. NCBI's taxonomy places the organism in Eukaryota, Metazoa, Nematoda, Chromadorea, Rhabditida, Onchocercidae.
AUGCAGGUAGAGUGCUGGAAGGGAGGUUAUCCUGGAACAGAUAAGCCCAGUGAUUCGCAAACAUCGCCAUCGUCAUUAGCGCCAGCAGCAGAAGCAGCGUCAGUGCUAACCAUUGCUUGGGACACUAAAUGGCCUCCAAACUGCGACAACAUUCUCUCUCAACUGGUACACGACUCUAAUGUACAGUUAGCGCAGUUUCGAAAUGUGGUCCAGUGUAUUGGUACGGGACAAGAUGGACUACAACUUCGUAGUGAUGUUGAUUCGUUUGGUCGGACUUGCAUUAGAGCUUGUGAAGCGGCCAAAAGUUGCAUUCUACCUCAACUUCGCCAUGAAAGUGUUGAAUUUACCCGACAUGCAUCGCAAUUUAUUGGUUGUGUAAAUGCGUGCGUCGUUGAAAUGCGACGUUGCGCAGCGCUCGAACGUACGUUCCCAAACGGUGAGCCAUGCAUUACUCAACAGCAAAUCGAACAUAUGGAAGAAAUGUUGGAAACAUUAGAAAAUUUGAUCACUGUACAUUAUUCAACCAGUGAAUCAUCCCCAGCCGAACGUGUCACGCCAAGACGACGACGCGCUACCAACUGUAGACCCGCCUGUGUGUGCUCAAAAUUGAAAACCAGCUAUGCAUAG